GAACGAGAAGCUCUGGGCGCAUUGGAACGAUGGGUUCAAUCAUGAUGCAGACACGAUUGAGGGUCAAUAAAACAGUCCUUCUCAUUGUUUCAAUCGUUCCUAUAGCAGCUAUAUGAUAGAACCCUCGCAGCCAUGGCCAAUUCAUUUGCUUGUAGCUGUGUAGUUGAAUGUAAAGCCAUGCAGCUGGUGGUUGAUUUGCUAAUUAUUUGUAUGCUACCCACCAUGCUGUUGGCACGGCUCAAGGAACCUCGCCACGUUGCUGCUCACGACGGCUUUCACAACAUCAAGCACGAGCCUCGAUGGGCGCAUUGGAACGAACGCGUGAAGGCGCAUCAUCUCCGCAAAGAAAGGCAAAACAGAGAAGGCAGAACCUCUACUUGAGAGAACAUCAUACAUAAUCGGUUUCAUAUUAUUUCUUGAUAACAGUGUUAAUAAAUAGCAUUGUAAUCCAAA
Scaptodrosophila lebanonensis is the source of this 453-nucleotide messenger RNA. RefSeq lists its product as uncharacterized. The coding region runs from base 133 to 381 and encodes 82 amino acids. The transcript is spliced from 3 exons. NCBI's taxonomy places the organism in Eukaryota, Metazoa, Arthropoda, Insecta, Diptera, Drosophilidae. The record is from RefSeq and is a predicted model, not a curated record.